Messenger RNA from Capsella rubella, 372 nucleotides. RefSeq lists its product as uncharacterized. NCBI's taxonomy places the organism in Eukaryota, Viridiplantae, Streptophyta, Magnoliopsida, Brassicales, Brassicaceae. The record is from RefSeq and is a predicted model, not a curated record.
AUGGCUCCAGCGCCGUCUAUGUCUACGAGCUGUGAUCGUAUUGCGAACUUCAUGGUCAAUGUUUCUAAAAACCGUUGCAGGUGGGAUGCACUGAGAGUUGUGAAGCAUGUUGUUCCGUUGCUUUCAGAUAUGGAGGAGAAUGAACAAUGAGUGGAGAUGUCUAUGAGUGAUUUCCAUGCUUUUGAGUAUUUUGUUAACAUGGAGUACAACGACUGGGAUCAACCUCCAAUGGGAUCGCAUGAUAUCAUCGAACCUGAUAGUUAUGAUCCACCAAGAAUCACGACUUUGAAGUUAAGACCUCAAACUCUUGAUGCAGAACAUCAGUUUCCCAUUACUUCCUCUUGAUCAAGGGAUCACGCGCAAGGAGCUUGA